AUGCUUAUCGAUGGUGAGAAGUGGGCCUGUGAAGCUUGCGUCCGGGGUCACCGGGUCAGCAGCUGCCACCACAGCGAUCGCCCUUUGACCCAUAUCAACAAAAAAGGCCGCCCGGUGUCUCAGUGCACACACUGCCGCGGCCUACGCAAGUCUCGAACGACCCACGUCAAGUGCGAGUGUGGCGACAAGAAGAAGAAAAAUGACUCGUCUGAUUCCCCUGGCGACAAACGAGAUCCCAAGCAGGACUCCGUUCACCGUUGUGGCUGUAUCCAUGGCCAGCGCUGCUCUUGUGCGCUGAAAAAGGAAACGAAAUUGGAGACUGUGCCCGAGUCAGGGCUGCCUCCAGCACAGCCGCCAGCCCCCACUGAAGCUCCUCGGAAACCUCAUCUCACGUCCACCAAGUCCGAGUCGACGUUGACCAUUUUCCGCGAUGGUCACCAUAAGCCUGCCCACAAGCACAAUGACAUGGCCCAUAAGUGUGGAUUGCCGUACACAAUCCCACGAUCCCACACCAUCCACCACACCACAGACGCACCUCGUCGGUCUGUCGAACACCCUCCCUUGACCCAGUCCGCCUUCAUUCGCGAACCCCUGAGUCUCUCGAUGGAUCUCGUCUCCUUGUCUCGUCAGACGUCUCAACAAAGUUCGCCGAGUAGUGCUCUCUCUGCGAGUGCCGACGAGGUCGCGACGGCGCCCCCUCUGGAACAAGCCUUUAUGGAUACUUUUGCUACUCCCGCGGUUCCGACUUCUGGGCCCCUGGAAUCGUCCCUUGACGGUCCUGCUGGCAAUUCGGUGCCCGUCUCCUCUUCAAAUAUGGACGGUUUUGCUAUGGACCAAACCAUCACCUCUGUACCUUCUGGCCUCGGCAUGUCGACCUACGCCAACUAUGUGCCUACGUCGAACAAUUCGCCGAUCGCCUGCAUGGCGUUCCAAGACCCGUACCAUGACCCGUAUUUCUCCGCUCCCGAUUCGGAUCUGUCCCUAGGACAAACCGGGACUGGUGCGCCCUCGGUUGACUGGUCAAGCUUUCCACUCUAUUCGGACAUGGCCGCAGCCUCGAGUACGCAGACCCCGUCGUAUGCCAGUUUCGACUAUCCCUGUCCAUCGGGAUUGCCUCCACCGUCGUCCUCGGGUGAUAUCUCCGAGGUGGACGAAUUCGGCCCGUUGCCUGCUCUAGGACACGCCAGCAAUGACAUGCACGACCGGCAUAGCAUCAGUGAAGCCUCUGAUAUGGAUCAUCUCCGUCUGAGCUCUGCUUCCUCGUUGGUUGGCCUGCCCCAGGCCCAGCUUCUCUCGUCCAAUGACCUGGGCUCCAUCAACAUUGACGAUUUCCUCAAGUCCGCUAAUGACUCCACCGCGGCCCUCGAGCACCAAUUGCAAGCCAAUAUGGGCAUUGACUCAAAACCCGCUCCGGUGCAGGACCUGUACUCUUUUUCGCAGAUGACGGAACCACUCCCCAUCUGGCCUGUGGGCCUCUUUGACACGACAGCUUCCCAAACUCCCCUCGAUGAUGAUUACUUCCGUCAGACGUGGGCGCAGUAG
Molecule: messenger RNA, 1542 nt
Organism: Penicillium oxalicum
Lineage: Eukaryota; Fungi; Ascomycota; Eurotiomycetes; Eurotiales; Aspergillaceae
Product: copper fist DNA-binding domain-containing protein
Exons: 3
Coding region: 1-1542 (513 amino acids)
Biological process (GO): intracellular iron ion homeostasis; intracellular copper ion homeostasis; positive regulation of transcription by RNA polymerase II
Cellular component (GO): nucleus
Molecular function (GO): DNA-binding transcription factor activity, RNA polymerase II-specific; copper ion binding; RNA polymerase II cis-regulatory region sequence-specific DNA binding
Source: RefSeq, a predicted model, not a curated record